AUGGGGCUUGCCAAAUUGAUAGAAUACAGUGAUGACUCACAGUCUGGAACAGAUAUUGUUUCAAUAUUUCAGCAUGUUGAUAUCGUUUUACAUGGACAUGUUCACACGCAUCGCGUGCCACAUAAGCAUGUUCACAAACAUCGUGUUCUUCAUAAACAUCUCCACAAACAUCAAGUUUUACAUGGACAUGUUCACACGCACCGUGUUCUACAUAAACAUGUUCACAAACAUCGUGUUCUACAUAAACAUCUCCACAAACAUCAAGUUUUACAUGGACAUAUUCACACGCAUCGCGUUCUACAUAAACAUCUCCACAAACAUCAAGUUUUACAUGGACAUGUUCACACGCAUCGCGUGCUACAUAAGCAUGUUCACAAACAUCGUGUUCUUCAUAAACAUCUCCACAAACAUCAAGUUUUACAUGAACAUGUUCACAUGCAUCGUGUUCUACAUAAACAUGUGCACAAGCAUCGUGUUUUACACAAACAUGUUCACAAGCAUCACGUUCUACACAAGCAUGUUCACAGUCAUCGCGUUCUACAUAAACAUGUGCACAAACAUCGCGUUGAACACCAACAUGUCCACAACCAUCGCGUUCUACAUAAACAUCUCCACAAACAUCAAGUUUUACAUGGACAUGUUCACAGGCAUCAAGUUCUACAUAAGCAUGUCCACAACCAUCGCGUUCUACAUAAACAUCUCCACAAACAUCAAGUUUUACAUGGACAUGUUCACACGCACCGUGUUCUACAUAAACAUGUUCACAAACAUCGUGUUCUACAUAAACAUCUCCACAAACAUCAAGUUUUACAUGGACAUAUUCACACGCAUCGCGUUCUACAUAAACAUCUCCACAAACAUCAAGUUUUACAUGGACAUGUUCACACGCAUCGCGUGCUACAUAAGCAUGUUCACAAACAUCGUGUUCUUCAUAAACAUCUCCACAAACAUCAAGUUUUACAUGGACAUGUUCACACGCACCGUGUUCUACAUAAACAUGUUCACAAACAUCGUGUUCUACAUAAACAUCUCCACAAACAUCAAGUUUUACAUGGACAUAUUCACACGCAUCGCGUUCUACAUAAACAUCUCCACAAACAUCAAGUUUUACAUGGACAUGUUCACACGCAUCGCGUGCUACAUAAGCAUGUUCACAAACAUCGUGUUCUUCAUAAACAUCUCCACAAACAUCAAGUUUUACAUGAACAUGUUCACAUGCAUCGUGUUCUACAUAAACAUGUGCACAAGCAUCGUGUUUUACACAAACAUGUUCACAAGCAUCACGUUCUACACAAGCAUGUUCACAGUCAUCGCGUUCUACAUAAACAUGUGCACAAACAUCGCGUUGAACACCAACAUGUUCACAAGCAUCACGUUCUACACAGUCAUCACGUUGUUCACAGCCAUGUUUACAAACAUCGAGUUGUUCAUAGCCAUGUCCACAAACACAACGUUGUACACAGCCAUGUUCACAGACAUCAAAUUCUACACCGACAUGUUCACAGACAUCAAGUUGUACACCGACAUGUUCACAGGCAUCUUAUUGCUCAUAGACAUAUUCACAGCCACCAAACUGCUGUUCAUAGGCAUGUCCACACACACGUUUUUGAGGGAAAUUUCAAUGAUGAUGGGACAGAUGUCAAUUUGAGAAUAAGACAUGGCAUCAUUUACUUCGGAGGAAACACAUACCGUCUAAGUGGUGGUCGAAGAAGAUUUAUGAGUCUUUGGCAGGAAUGUCUUGAAUCAUACGGUGACAGCAACGAAUGUUUUGUGCAGUUAGGAAACCAACAUCUAUUUACGGUUAUUCAAGGUAUACUUAGUUUAGGCUGUUUUCUCACAGUCAACAAAACAAUGUCAUUGUUCAGGUUAUUAAUUCUCAAAAACAUUAUUAUUUGUGGAAAUUAUAAAAAUACCAGGCUUUUAAUUUAACACGGCAAACACGCG
This is a messenger RNA of Mytilus californianus (California mussel), 1944 nucleotides long. RefSeq lists its product as uncharacterized. Lineage: Eukaryota; Metazoa; Mollusca; Bivalvia; Mytilida; Mytilidae. The transcript has 3 exons. The record is from RefSeq and is a predicted model, not a curated record. Bases 1 to 1929 code for a protein of 642 amino acids.